This is a messenger RNA of Cricetulus griseus (Chinese hamster), 1710 nucleotides long. The record is from RefSeq and is a predicted model, not a curated record. Lineage: Eukaryota; Metazoa; Chordata; Mammalia; Rodentia; Cricetidae.
AUGAAUUUUAAUGUCUGGAAUAUCAAAGAGAUGCUCAGCAUUCCCUCAAGCUCUGGGAUCACUAAGCCAUCUAACUGGAAUAGCAAUCAGACUGAUUGUUCUUCACCCAGUGAUUCCCAGUUCCUCUUUGGAUCUCAGUUUUGUCCAGAAAAUUCAGAGAGUCUGUCUGCAUCCUUGGAUAUUGGUGCCUACUCAAGACAUCCAAAACAGACACAACAGAAUUCUGUAGAUAAUGAACCUAGUAUUUUCACAAAAUACCAGACAAAGCCCCAGUUGUUUGGAGGUGAUACAAAGGAUGAAGGUUUAUUUUCUCUUCCUUUGCCAGUUGGAAAAUCAAAAGGACUCUUGAAACAGUUUGAGGAGAAAAAACGAAGGGCGACAGACAAAUGUGACAGUGAGAUGCUGUACAACUUUGUUUCUCAUUUUCAAGAAGUCAUCCACAAGUUGCAGACAUCUGUGGAAAAGUCUGAGGAAAAUCUCAGUUCAAGAAGCCAAUCUAUAUUGGAUUCUUUGGAGACUGUAGCCAAGACAUUUCAAGAGAGUGCCCAGGUUCAGCGUGACCUGAUAUUUGAUGCAAUGCGAGACAAAGGCAAUAUGGAACAGGCCAUCCUUGAGCUACAGAGGAGCUCUGAAACUAGACAAGCGGAGUUUAUGGAGAUGAAAUCCAACCUGAAAAACCUUGAAGUUUUAGUUACCCAGCAGAGUAAGGACUUCCAACAGCUUUGUGAGAAGCUAGGUCAGCUCAAUGUGCCUGGUGUCCUAGAAGAGCUGAAAAAACUCUCUGCACCUCGGUUAGUUGGGCAUCUGAAAGACAGCACCUCUCAGACCUCUCCAGCUCUGGCCCAGAGCCUCCAUUUUACCGGGCAGGAAAAAUGCACCUCUGAGGCCCAGGUGUCUCCUACAGGGAGUUCCCAGAGGCCUAGGGAGUUUGGUGUCUGGGAUGAAGGAGCAGAGAGUGGUGUUUUUCAGAAGGCUGCAUUGCUGACAGAUGAGCCACAUAGAGGAAAUGAACAUGUGAAGAACAAUGCCAUGCAGACUUACUACAAGAACUGGGUUAUCACCACCAGAAGCCUCACUAACCACUGUGCUAGCCUCCCAAGCCAGAAGGCUGACCAUGAUGAGGAUCUAGUUGCCGAUGAAGCCUCACAGCUGGACUUAAAUAAGUUUGAAUCCAGAGUGAAGAAUGCCUGCCCCCAAAUUGAAGCCCAAAACAUGUGUUCUUCUGACCUAUUUGAACAGUCAGCAACUGAACAGAAAGACAGGACCCGAGGUAAGGAGAGGAAAGGCAAGAAGCAGCACCCCAGGAAAUCACAAAGAGGCAGGCUUCUAGCUAGGAAGCAAGAACAAACCCCAAGGAAGGCCUGUGCUUUUGUCUCUAGGCAUUGUAGAACCCAGACUUCAGUUUCUAGCCCACAAGGGUCCAUCAUCUGUUGGCGGGCUCCAAGAAUCGCCAUGAAGUCAGCCCGUCCUAUUCUGGGAAGAAUAGUGAGGACCAAUAAAACAGCAAGGGCAACACCCGGGAGCAUCCAGCAGUCUACCCAGUGCUCCUCCCCAGUCUGUGAGAGCUUAUCCAGCAGUUCCCAGGAGGAUCAGCAGAUAAAUUGGUUCAGUGACCUUAGCCUGGAAAACCCAGAGCCUCCUCUGUGUAAGAAGGGAGGGAAGAAUUUGCUCUGCGACCCAGAUUUUGACAGCAGCGAUGAUAACUUGUAA